AUGGUCAGAGACUGCAGACAUACUACAGGAGAUGGUCAGAGACUGUAGACAUACUACAGGAGAUGGUCGGAGACUGCAGGCAUACUACAGGAGAUGGUCGGAGACUGCAGGCAUACUAUAGGAGAUGGUCGCAGACUGCAGACAUACUACAGGAGAUGGUCGCAGACUGCAGGCAUACUACAGGAAAUGUCCGGAGACUGCAGGCAUGCUACAGGAGAUGGUCGGAGACUGCAGGCAUACUACAGGAGAUGGUCGGAGACUGCAGACAUACUACAGGAGAU
This is a messenger RNA of Staurois parvus, 281 nucleotides long. Lineage: Eukaryota; Metazoa; Chordata; Amphibia; Anura; Ranidae. The record is from the annotation of a GenBank genome assembly.